Eruca vesicaria subsp. sativa (arugula) is the source of this 3970-nucleotide messenger RNA. Lineage: Eukaryota; Viridiplantae; Streptophyta; Magnoliopsida; Brassicales; Brassicaceae. The record is from the annotation of a GenBank genome assembly.
CCUUCUUCCAUCUUCCUUCUCCUGUCUUUUGACUCUCUUCUCUCUCUCUCUUUGGCUUUUCUUAAUCUCUCUCUUUCUAGAGCUUUCAAUUCCUCUCUAAUGGUGGAACCAAAACCCUAGAUCUUCCCAUUUUCAUCUUAUCUGCUUCCACACCCCUCUCUCUCAAAAACUGUGAGAAUGAAGACUUUUCCAAGCUUCUUUCUCUCUGUAACAACUCUCUUCUUCUUCUUCUCCUUCUCUCUUUCCCUUCAAGUUUCUUCACCAUACAAAGAAACCCAUCAGCUCAUAACCUUCAAAAACGUUCUCCCCGACAAGAACCUACUCUCAGACUGGUCUCCCGACAAGAACCCCUGUACCUUCGAAGGCGUCACUUGCAAAGACGACAAGAUUUCCUCAAUCGAUCUCAGUUCCAAGCCACUUAACAUCGGCUUCAGCGCCGUGUCUUCAUCUCUCUUGUCUCUCACCGGAUUAGAGUCUCUGUUCCUCUCAAACACCCACAUCAACGGCUCCAUCUCUAGUCUCAACUGCCCCGCCUCUCUCACCACCUUGGAUCUCUCCAGAAACUCAAUCUCCGGUCCUGUCUCAACCUUGUCGACCCUAAACUCUUGCACUGGUCUGAAAUUUCUCAACGUCUCAUCCAACACACUAGACUUCCCCGGGAAAAUCUCAUCUCCCUUGAAGCUUAGCAACAGCUUGGAAGUUCUUGAUCUCUCCACCAACUCCCUCUCCGGUGCUAACGUCGUCGGCUGGAUUCUCUCCGAUGGCUGUCAAGAGCUGAAACACUUUGCCAUAAGCGGAAACAAAAUCAGUGGACACGUGGAUGUCUCUCCUUGCACAAGCCUCAAGUUCCUCGAUAUCUCCUCCAACAAUUUCUCCACUGUGAUUCCAUCUCUCGGUGCCUGCUCGUCUUUACAACAUCUCGACAUCUCCGGGAACAAACUAACCGGCGACUUCUCCACUGCUAUCUCCUCAUGCAUAAACCUCAAGUCUUUAAACAUCUCAGGAAACUCAUUCUCCGGACCUAUAACCACACUACCCCUCAAAAACCUACAGUAUCUCUCUCUAGCUGAGAACAAAUUCUCCGGAGAGAUCCCGGAGAUUCUCUCCGGCGCGUGUAACACACUCACCGCGCUUGAUCUCUCCGGAAACGAAUUUUACGGUACGGUUCCUCCUUUCUUCGGUUCAUGCUCUCUUCUUGAGUCAUUCCUUUUAUCCACCAACAAAUUCUCCGGGGAGUUACCGAUGAAUACUUUAUUAAAGAUGAGAGGUCUUAAAAUUCUUGAUCUCUCUUUCAACGAGUUCUCGGGAGAGAUACCAGAGUCUCUAACCAACCUCUCAGCUUCUCUGCUUACGUUAGAUCUCAGCUCCAACAACUUAACCGGUCCCAUUCUCCCGAGCCUCUGCAGUACCAACGGUGAAAAAAACACACUCCAAGAGCUUUACCUUCAGAACAAUGCCUUCACUGGGAAGAUCCCCGCGACGUUAAGUAACUGCUCGGAGCUUGUUUCGCUUCACCUGAGCUUUAACUACCUCUCGGGGACGAUCCCGUCGAGUCUUGGCUCUCUUUCGAAGCUACGAGAUUUGAAGCUUUGGAUGAAUAUGCUUGAAGGAGAGAUACCUCAAGAGCUUAUGUUUGUUAAUACGUUGGAGACUUUGAUUCUUGACUUCAACGUCUUAACCGGAGAAAUCCCUUCCGGUUUAAGUAACUGUACGAAUUUAAACUGGAUUUCUCUUUCGAAUAACCGGUUAACCGGUCGGAUUCCGAGGUGGAUCGGGCGGUUAGAGAAUCUCGCUAUCUUGAAGCUGAGUAACAAUUCUUUCUAUGGUGAAAUCCCAGCUGAGCUUGGAGAUUGCAGGAGCCUAAUCUGGCUUGAUCUCAAUACUAAUAACUUCAACGGUACGAUUCCGAAGGAGAUGUUUAAACAGUCAGGGAAAAUAGCUGCGAAUUUUAUAGCCGGGAAGAGGUAUGUUUAUAUUAAAAACGAUGGGAUGAAUAAACAGUGUCACGGAGCUGGUAACUUGCUUGAGUUUCAAGGAAUCAGACCGGAGCAGCUUAACCGGGUUUCGACGAGGAAUCCGUGUAAUUUCACGAGGGUUUAUGGUGGUCAUACUCAGCCUACGUUUGAUAAUAACGGCUCGAUGAUGUUCCUAGACAUGUCUUAUAACAUGUUGUCUGGUUACAUACCGAAGGAGAUUGGUUCGAUGGCGUAUUUGUUUAUUCUCAACUUGGGGCAUAAUAUUAUCUCUGGCUCUAUCCCUGACGAGGUUGGUGAUUUGAGAGGGUUGAAUAUUCUUGAUCUUUCGAGUAAUAAGCUUGAUGGGAGGAUACCUCAGGCGAUGUCGGCACUUACUAUGCUUACGGAGAUUGAUUUGUCGAAUAAUUUGUUAUCCGGGCCGAUUCCUGCGAUGGGUCAGUUCGAGACUUUCCCGCCUGUGAAGUUUUUGAAUAACUCUGGUCUCUGCGGGUAUCCGCUUCCGCGGUGUGGCGAAGCAAACGCUGACGCGUUUGCUCGCCGUUCCAACGGAAGGAAACAGCCGUCUCUUGCGGGGAGUGUGGCGAUGGGUUUGUUGUUCUCUUUUGUAUGUAUAUGUGGGUUGAUUCUUUUGGGUAGGGAGAUGAGGAGGAGGAGGAGGAUGAGAGAGGCGGCGGAACUGGAUAUGUAUGAGGAAGGGGGUGGGAACUCUGGUGAUAGAACCGUGGAUUGGAAGAAGACUGGUGCUAAAGAAGCAUUGAGUAUUAGUCUUGCAGCGUUUGAGAAGCCGUUGCGGAAACUCACAUUUGCGGAUCUUCUCAAGGCUACAAACGGGUUCCAUGAGGACAGUAUGAUUGGUUCCGGUGGGUUCGGAGAUGUUUACAAAGCGGUUUUGAAAGAUGGAACCGCGGUGGCUAUCAAGAAACUGAUCCAGAUUAGUGGUCAAGGGGAUAGAGAGUUCAUGGCGGAGAUGGAAACAAUCGGGAAGAUCAAACACCGGAACCUUGUUCCGCUUCUUGGUUACUGUAAAGUCGGGGAAGAGCGGCUUCUUGUGUACGAGUUCAUGAAAUAUGGGAGCUUAGAAGAUGUAUUACACGACCCGAAGAAAGCUGGUCCGAAACUAAACUGGUUCGCGCGUCAGAAAAUAGCUAUUGGAGCAGCUAGAGGACUCGCCUUUCUUCACCAUAACUGCAAUCCUCAUAUUAUCCACAGAGACAUGAAAUCUAGUAAUGUGUUGUUGGAUGAAAACUUGGAGGCAAGGGUUUCAGAUUUUGGCAUGGCGCGGCUGAUGAGCGCGAUGGACACGCAUUUAAGUGUCAGUACAUUAGCCGGUACACCAGGCUAUGUUCCUCCCGAGUAUUACCAAAGUUUCAGGUGUUCAGCAAAAGGAGAUGUUUAUAGUUACGGUGUGGUCUUGCUCGAGCUGCUUACGGGUAAACGGCCAACCGAUUCGCCGGAUUUUGGAGAUAAUAACCUUGUUGGGUGGGUGAGACAGCAUGCUAAACUGCGGAUAAGCGAUGUGUUUGAUCCCGAGCUUAUGAAGGAAGAUCCAGCUAGAGAGAUUGAACUAUUACAACACUUGAAAAUUGCGGUUGCGUGUUUGGAUGAUCGGGCUUGGAGGAGACCGACCAUGUUAAAAGUCAUGGCAAUGUUUAAAGAGAUACAAACGGGUUCGGGGCUAGAUUCUCAGUCGACCAUUGGAUCAAUAGAGAUGGUCGAUAUGAGUAUUGAAGAAGUUCCUGAAGGAAAAUUAUGAAAGUUUAGAAACAGAGCCAAAGCGUAUUCUUGGAACAUCAAUCAUCCAAGGGCCAGUCCAAUUUUCCUUUGGUCUAUUUUUUGUAUUUUUCUACUGUAUUCUAAAUGUAUGUAUUUAUGUUGUUUUUAUACAGGAGAGAAAAGAGUAAUAACUUUGUUAAGAAUAUGUAAAUAUGCAAUUUUAUUUUUCCUUUUGGAAUUUGUAACUUUUUGCGCUAUGAAAAUUUCUAUCUUCUCCGGAC